Molecule: messenger RNA, 2544 nt
Organism: Homalodisca vitripennis (glassy-winged sharpshooter)
Lineage: Eukaryota; Metazoa; Arthropoda; Insecta; Hemiptera; Cicadellidae
Exons: 6
Coding region: 167-2233 (688 amino acids)
Source: RefSeq, a predicted model, not a curated record
CUACUCCGCUUGUCCCCCCCUCUGCCCCUGCGCUGUAGUGCCGCGCGCCGCCGUAGUGACGUAGCCAGGGUGGUGAGUAGAACAGCUGACUGACACACUGCCGCUAUACCACCGCCGCGCCGCUCUGCUUAAGCAUCAAAGAAUAUACACCUGAUUUUAUAUCACAAUGGAUUCUUCAGAUGAUGAACCCUACUCUCCUUCCGAUUCAGUCGUGUCUGUUCAUUCACAGUCGCCGAGCCCACAGGAAAUGAGCCAAUCACAGGAAGUGGAGAUUGGCGGUCAACUGCGAUGUAAACUUCAGAUGAUCUCAACUCAUGAGGUAAAGCAAUACUAUGAUGAGACCGGGACUGUCAGUGUCGCUCACUACUUUAGCUUCUGCAAUCAUGAUAACUACCCUGACGAAGUGGUGGAGGCGAUGGCACGGGAAAUUUGGAACGAGGCAGGCUUUGCUGAGUCAACCGGAUUGGAUUGGCCUGACAGAGUCGAGUUUGUUUACAUUCCAAGAGCUGCAGGUGAACUAGCUACUAGAUCAUCUCACAGGGACACCUGCGACAUCUGUAAUGCUUCAGGACUUCAGUUAGUCUCAAGGUACUCUUCGAGUAUUGAUAACCCACCGUCUAAUUUGACUCAGAACAAUCCACAAAUCGUCCAUCAGGUUACAGUAAAUGAGGCUCUAGAGGAUGUAAUUGCCAUUCGAGUAAACAGUACUCCGUUCGAAGCUACUGAAAUUGAACAAGGAACAAGUAGGAUACGAACUACGAUGGACGAGAAUUUUCAAAAUAAUAGUGCUCUAGAUAGUACUCAUGUCAGUUCUUCGACUGAAGCUAACGAAAUACCUCACAAUUCUCAGCAUUACCAACAAGAAACAGUUGGCAUCCUAGCUACCUUAAGCGAUGAUGUGCAUGAUGAUAGAGCUCGUGAAGAAAACAUUUAUCCAGAUAGUAGGAUACGAACUACGAUGAAUGAGAAUUUUCAAAAUAACAGUGCUCUAGAUAGUACUCAUGUCAGUUCUUCGACUGAAGCUAAUGAAAUACCUCACAACUCUCAGCAUUACCAACAAGAAACAGUUAGCAUCUUAGCUACCUUAAGCGAUGAUAUGCAUGAUGAUAGAGCUCUCGAAGAAAACAUUUAUCCAGAUGGUACUUUUAUUGAACCACUUAUUGCGGUACCGGUGAUCGUAGAGUUGCAUGAGGACUAUGCAAUAGAUGAGAAUACUACUUAUGAUAGCCCUAUGAUUGAACAAGGAACCGUUAGUGUCCAAGCUCCGAUGAUUGAGGAUGUGCAGAAUUAUAUUGUUGAAGAAAUUUCUCUUGGCAGCCCUCAGUUAGUGGUUUUAGAAUUGCCUGAUAGCAACAACAACUACCAACAGUACCAACAAGGAACAAGGAACCAAUCAGCUGUUGUAUUGGCAGAAGGAGAUAUAGUGCCUCCUUCUCAACCAUAUGUCAGAGUAUUUUACGACCUUGGAAACACUCGUGGACCGAUGGGCAUGGAAGCAUUAUCUUCAGAUUCUGACGUGAACUACGACCCCGAUGCACUAACUGACUCCCGAGCUACAGAAAUCGAUGGUUUACAGGAAGAAAAUGCUACUGAAGGUAAUGCUACGUAUGACAGGUCUCCAACUGAACCUUCUGAAACAACUAACACUACCAACGGUUCGCAAAGCUACCAACCAUGCAUAUUUGGCAUUCGAGCUCCCAUGAGUGAGCGCUUGGAAGAUGACAAUGCUCUCGACAAAAACAUUAAUCAUGACAGAGAUGCAAUUGAACCAAUUGAAAAACCUAACAUUACCAAAGAUUCGCAACUCUACCAACAAAGAAUUGUUGACGUCCAAACCCCCGUGAAUAAGGGCUUGGACGAUGACAGUGCUAUCGAUGAAAAAAUUAAUCAUGAUAGCGCUGCAAUCAUUUCUUUUGAGGCGCCAAACAGUAGCAUAUCAGCGACUAUGUCCCAUCACCAUCAGUCAGAUACAAUCUUGAUUCCCCGAGUAUCUGACGGAACCGUACGUCACUUCAGUGAUGAUGCUAUAGUGAAUGAGACCUUGCAUGAUGGUAGUGCUAUUGAAGAAAUGAUUAUCGAUGAUGGUUCUCCAACUAAUAUUACUGAGUUGCCAGACAUAAAUAACGUUCUCUGUCCUACUUAUGAAGACGGUAACAAAUCCUCCUUAAAAAGGGGAUUGGAAAUAGUAUCUGAACCAGUGGAGAAAUGUUUCAAAACAAGAAAAUUAGAGUAAGAAAACUCUUAAAUCCAGAAGGCUGCAUGGAAGUACUAGAAUAUAUGUCUGAACACAUUCCCUCUACGAUUAGUUUGGGAUUUUUUUGUACCUUAGAAGAGCUCAAUAUGAUGAUAACUAUGCAAAUUAUAAUCAGAACUCUGCACAUGUCAAUAUUACUUUCCGUGAUCUUAAAAAAAGUUUACUAUGGUAAUAUAUACCCGACUUGUAUACGGCUUAAUUUACAAAUAUAUUAUUAAACACAAUUAUUGUUAAUAAAUAAUAUUUUUAUAUUACUGAAUGAUAAAAUAAUGUGUUAUUUAUUGUUAAUG